AUGCCAGAAACAGUCCGCACGGCUUUCGCAGACGAACCCCGUCCCCUCCUCUCCUACGGUAUCCCCUUUCCCUCCGCCGCUGCCCGCCAUGUCCCCGGUCUCUUUAAUGCCUCGCGCGUCUACGUCAUCUGCUCAGGGUCAUUGGCCCGCAACACGGACUCUCUAGAGAAAUUGAAGAGUUCCCUAGGCGAGGAUAAGAUUGUUGGGGUGCGGAUUGGAAUGAAGAGCCAUACGCUGUGGUCAGAAGUAUUCGAGAUCGUGCAAGAUGCGAAACAAGUUGGGGCAGAUCUACUGCUCACCUUGGGCGCGGGGAGUUUGACGGACGGUGCUAAGAUUGUCGCAUUGGCCCUCGCAAACAACAUCCAACAAGCUUCCGACCUGCUCAAUCUAACUGCAACCAGCCCUAACAAAGGCUCCAUCCGCCCACCCACAGUCCCCAUAGUCUCAAUCCCAACCUCCCUCUCCGCAGGCGAAUAUUCCAACUUCGCCGGCGGCACCGAUGACACUACUCCCGGCAGCAACAGAAAACACUCCUUUAGUUACCCAACACAAGGCCCGCAGCUGAUUAUCCUCGACCCAGAACUUACAUCUACAACGCCGGACUCUAUCUGGUUGAGUACGGGUGUUCGUGCUGUGGAUCAUUGUGUUGAGACGCUGUGCGCUUUGCGUGGUGGUAAUGGGACGGAUACGUUGGAUGCGAUGGCGAGGCAUGCGCUUGGCUUGUUGGUUCCGGGAUUGGUGAAUUGUAAACGGGAUGUGAAGGACCUCGAGGCAAGACUACAAUGUCAGCUUGGAUCUGUGGAUGCCAUGGCUGCUUGUGCGAGCGGAAGGAUUCAGUUGGGUGCUAGUCAUGGAAUUGGACACCAGCUUGGACCGUUGGGUGUUGGACACGGUGAAACGAGCUGCAUCCUUUUACCGGCUGUGUGUAAAUUCAACGCUGCACAUAACGCCAAUAACGACCGCCAGGACCUUGUGCGGCAGUUUCUUCUCCACGAUGACAUCGUCAAAAAUGUGCUGAGCCGUCGUGGUGUUGAUGGGGACAAGGUUGAUCUGGGCGAUGUGUUGGAUAUUAUCAUUCGGGAACUGGGACUGCCUCGGAGUUUGAAGGAUGUCGGGGUUGGACGGGAGCAUUUGGAUGGAUUGGCGGAGAACAGUCUACAUGACCGGUGGUGUGUAUCGAACCCGGUGCCGUUGAAGGAGAAAGGGCAGGUGUUGGAGAUUUUAGAGAAAGUUGUGUAG
Molecule: messenger RNA, 1239 nt
Organism: Aspergillus ruber CBS 135680
Lineage: Eukaryota; Fungi; Ascomycota; Eurotiomycetes; Eurotiales; Aspergillaceae
Product: iron-containing alcohol dehydrogenase
Exons: 2
Coding region: 1-1239 (412 amino acids)
Cellular component (GO): mitochondrion
Molecular function (GO): alcohol dehydrogenase (NAD+) activity; metal ion binding
Source: RefSeq, a predicted model, not a curated record